AGAAAGCUAAGCAACGAUUGAUAAACAAGAUGGCGGAUAUUGACAGGUGCUUGCUUAAUUAGCUUAGUUUCUUUAACAUUUUAAGCUUGUUGGAUUUAGACAAGUCUGAAUAAUCUUCACCGUCAAUGAUUUGUUGAUUCAAAAAAGUGAAAGACAACAAAGAUGGAAAGCCUUCUCCAAACAGAACAGAAAACUUCCUCCGCCAUUAGGGAUACGUUCCUGGCAGUGGAUCCGUACAAGAAAAUGGCCUACUCUGAUAAAGUGUCUUUUGACAUGAACACCCGGUGCCUUAACGAAACCCCUUCAUCUGUGAUAGUUAAAAGUGAGGAUGAUUAUAAUCCCGAAGUCAGCAUUAAAAAGACCCCCAGCAAAGAGUGGGAGCUUGAUGUUCGUGCCCUCAUCUCUACACGGAAAUGGCUACAGAACUAUGGCCUACACAAGAACAAGCUUGCCUUACAACAGAUUCUGCCUGUGAUUGGUUUUAAAAUGAGUGAAGAUUAUGACUUGACACUAAAGAGACCAGUUUCAUCAAGAUAUGCUGAAGGAUUGUUCCAUCAACUCAUGAGACCUGAUGGCAAAAUGUUCAACGUGACAUGUGGAAGAGAUAAGCUACGUCAACUAGAGAACCGCCUUCAGCAAGCCAUACACCUGUAUAAACGUCGUCUUGAAUGGUUGACAUCGGAGAGUCGACGUCUGUUUGGCGUCAUUGAAGAGAGAGCUGUUACCGUUGUCCUUGACAUUCGAAAUAUGUCACCACAACAAUUUGAUAUGUAUAGAAUGGGACUAGAGCGUGUCUUGUAUGAACAGGUUACACAGAUCGCCAAGUUUAAUCUCAUAAGAGCAAAUGAUGAGAUCAGUAUGUACCAGGAUCACUGUGUUCCCGUCACUCAUGAUACUGUAGAGGGCGCUAUCAAAUGGUUAUGGAGUCUUGAUAGACUGGCUAGCGUGUCAAACACGGCCUGUGUUGAAGCAGUAUUGCGUGCUAUUGAAGAUAAACAGAAUGAGGCUAUAUAUUUGUACACAGAAGGUUCCUCAGUUGAUACAUGUAGACAGUUACUCAAAGAGAAGAUAUGUGCUGUAAAGGGUAAACCACCAAUUCAUGCUGUGUCAUAUAACUGUGAGAAUUCGGACACAGUCAGGUUCCUGAGAGAAUUUGCUGCUGCUACAGGGGGAAAGAGUCAUGUCUAUGCAAUUGUCAUGGAAAUGGAUUCUUAUGAGGGACUUCCUGUUGACCCAAAUACCAAUAAGGCUAAUAUUAUGUUAAAGAAGAAAACAUUUGGUGGUAUUCCGCCUGGUGCUGGUGUCCGGGAAGACAUUGUUCUACUAUUCCAGGAAAUGGAGGAUGCCAGGAACAAUCUCAUUCAAAUUCAAAAGCUCAUUGGAAUGACUCCAGAGCCAAACAUAGUUCUUGAUGUUAAAAGGAGAACUGCGAGUGGUCAUUUCGAGUCCGAACUUGCUCCUAGAGUAGAUCUGGAGAAAGUGAAUGAACAAUACAUGAGUUCACGUCAUUGGUUAGACAAGUAUGGUCUUGGAGCAAAGAAGUUGGAGCUCUUCGAUGCCCUGAGCGGAGUGGCAUUCCAUCAUCGUGAUGGUGUUGUUGAUCUACAGACACACCCACUUGAUGAAUAUCAGACAGAUGCUUUACGCUAUAAGAAACUGGUAAAUGCUAAAUACUGUGACAGAUUUCCAGUGGUACGAUGGAAAGACGGAAAAGUCGUACAUGUGCAAGUCACACCUGAACUCCAUCGUACAUACGAGCAGAAAAUGCUAGUGGCUUUACGUGCAAUUCAGAACAGAGUUGAUUGGUUGAACCAAGGCAGCCGAUCUUUGUUCGGAACACUUAUUGAAGAUCAGAUAUAUAUUGUGAUUGACACGUCAGAAUCUAUGGUGCCCAGUAUCCAGUAUGUGAAAGACAAACUCUUUCUUCUGAUGCAGGAACAACUCCGACAUAAAAUGAAGUUCAACCUUAUUGCCUUCAACUCUAAAGCUCAAGUUUGGCAGAACCGACUUGUUGACGUGACAGAGACGAGUCUCGAGGGGGCAUGGAGAUGGAUUCAGGGACUUUCUUGUUGGGGCUCAACUAACACAUACUCUGCCUUACAGCAUGCCCUCAGUGAUCCUGGCACACAAGCUAUAUACCUGCUCACAGAUGGAAGACCUGAUCAGCCACCAAAAUCAAUUAUUGCUCAAGUACAGAUGCAGCACAGUGUUCCCGUGCACACUAUAUCAUUUAAUUGUAAUGAUGCGGAGGCUAAUCACUUCCUGUAUGACCUAGCACGUGCUACAGGUGGUAGAUAUCAUUAUUUCUCCGAGAAAGGUGCCGAUCUUGAAGGUCAACCAGAAUCAUUUGAGAGUGAAGAUAUUCGACUGUUGAAAGAUGAAAUGAAGAAAGGGCUUGAGAAUCUUGACAGAGUUGCAGAACUUCGAGAUGAAUGUGCUAAACUGUCCUGGAAAAAAGAAAUUGAUGAAAUGAAAAAAUGUAGCAGGAAACACGCUAUGCCUGGAACUGAUCGGGUUUCGGCUGUUCCUGCAAUGGAUCCGCAAGAUCUUUACAGGUCACAUAGCCCGACUCCACCCCCAAGACCUAAUAGUGCCCCACCAGAUAGAGACCAUAUCCCUACCCCACCACCUCCAAGGGUCACAACCUCUGUUGAGACAAGGGAGUUUACUCUUGCUAAAAGGAGGCCAAGAAGUUCUCGACCAAGUAGUGCCAGGGGUCCAGUUGCAAAGCCUCUUGCAGCAGGUCACACAAGGACAAGUUUAUUGAGGACACUGAACAGUCAAGGAAAGUUCAAUUCUGAUGAAUGGCUUUUACCAGAGACCAGACAGCUGUUUGAAAAGCAGGCAACACGACAGAAAAAGCUUGCACAAGCCCCUUAUAAGGGUCUGCAGUCAGUAUCAGAUGAUGAAUAUGGUGAGAUCCUGUCAACAAUUACAACUUGUCUCUCCUGUAUCCUAGAUGAUGUUUUCUUUUCACUUUGUUAUCUUUUUUCUAUGUUGAAUCUUAUUUUUUUAAACAUUUUCCCUCCAUUUUCAAUACUGUAUGUUAGAGAAGCAUGGAUUAGCACCCCACUUUGUAUACAGAGAAUACGCAGUAUGUCAAGCAAGCAGUGGUUACAGAGGAAUGGUCUUGUUGCUAGGAAACUAACGUUACUGGAUGCCCUGGCACCCACCAUGAUACCACAUAGAUCUAAAUAUGUUCCUAUAUUAGAUAAACAUGUACUGGCUAAAGUUUUUGAUGAGGUGUUACCAAUAGCACAUGUGUCUAACAAGUCUCGAAAACCAAUAAAACUGAUCAAUCCAAAUGGUGUAAAUUUGAAGGCAUAUGAGGAGAAACUAGAGAGAGUUUUGGGACUAUUUAACAGGCGACUGGAUGCACUGGUAUGGGACGCCAUUCCAAGAGAUAUAAGGGAUGAAGAGUUUGGUGACAUUGAAGGCCCUGUUUCUUUCAUAAACAACCGCAGCUGGUUUAUGAAAGCUCUACAGCAGGCAAAUUGGCCCUGUAGUGAGCAUGAUAUAAUUCUACUUGAGGAAGAAAUAGCUCGCGGAGAAAAAUACCUCCAACAGUCCAAAGAUUUACGCAAGGCUGCUGCUGGCGGGGAUGACGAUGAUGACCUCACUGUGUACGAUGAUAAAGCCAGUGAUGUAUCGGGUCUCUCGGGAAGGUCGAAAGAACUUUCAAGGUCAAAAGAAUCGGUUUCUUCAUCAUCGUCAAGUGCGUCAGAUAAAUCGGCAAGAUCAAAAGAUUCUCAUAGUACCCACAAUUCAGAAAAAAGUAAAUCGUCACAACAUAAAGUGGGAAGUCUUGAGGUAAUACCUCACUAUUGAAAGUACUGGCAUUAAAAACAUUGUAUUGUUUCACAGUCAACUGGUUCAAACCUUACCUGCAUGAGAAGCAUGGCAUGAAUGAUUCAUGUAUAUAUUAAAUUUCUAGUUCACUUUUUAUGAUGGCAUGUCAUGAAUAUGUGGUCAUCUGUAAUAUCUUUUUUCUGAAAAAAAAAACACUUUAGAAUGAUUAUCACAAUGAAAAACCUUUUGAAAAAGUGGAAUCAAACAAUUUUUAAGGUUUAAAUGAAAAUUUAUUUAAUGUUUUAUGAAAUUAUGGUAAUUUUUUUUUUAAUGUUUUAUGAAAUUAUGGUAAAAAUUAUUUUUAUAAAGUUGAUUUAUUUAUUUCUUUAAAUAGCUCAAUAUGUGGUGGCUUUAUGACUAAUUUUUUUUUAAAAAGUCUGUUUUUAUUACUUCUAUUACUAAAUUUCUUUUACUGGAAGCUUUAAAGUAUAUUGACUUAAUUAGAAUAUUUAAUUCUUGUUAAAGCAUGAAGAGUGUUCAUGUCUAUGUGUUUAAUUUUUUUUAUAUAUAAUUGUAUAAUGUAUAGAUUUAGGCCAAAGUCAUUGUGUUUCUUUAUGUAGAUAUAAAUAUUUGUUUCUAUAUAUACAUUGUGUGAUAGAUAUAUAAUUUGUUAUGUUUGUUUAUAUAAAAUAUCUGUGAUAUGUUUUAAUUUCGAAGGACCAAAUUUUAAAGGGAAAAUCUCUGGCUUAGAGUUUAGAUAUUCAAUGUUCUAUGAGCUGUUUUAAGAAUGCAUUUUAUUGGUCAGAUUCAAAUUUGAAAUGAACCAAUAAGAAACCUUGUACUUUGAUAGGCUUAGCCUAGCCUUACAGCUUAUUGGUCAGAUUCAAAUUCCAUAUUUGAAAUCAACUAAUUAGAUGCUUGAAUUUAAGACUUGAAUUAGAUUUUGUUUGUGUACUUAUUCUUUGUUUUACAAAAUUGUUUCUGGUAAAAUGAGAAACUUUAUUGACAAAGAAGAUUGACAUAUUGGUAGGAUUCCUAAAUAUAGUUGAUUAAUUUAAUAAAACUUCAUGUGUAUUCUCAAUUUCUGUUUUUGUUUUGGGAAAUUGGGGUCAUUUACAAUGAAGUAAGAAAACUUGUG
Ruditapes philippinarum (Manila clam) is the source of this 4927-nucleotide messenger RNA. Its product is annotated as von Willebrand factor A domain-containing protein 3B-like. The transcript has 23 exons. The record is from RefSeq and is a predicted model, not a curated record. The coding region runs from base 163 to 3828 and encodes 1221 amino acids. Lineage: Eukaryota; Metazoa; Mollusca; Bivalvia; Venerida; Veneridae.